UUCUCCCUCUGCUUUUUAUUUUUAUUUUUAUUUUUGUCAUUUUCCAUUACGUUUCUACUUGUCCUUGCUUCCCGCCAACUUCGUCUUCGUCUCCGUUUCCUCGCGAGAACGACUCGGAAGAGGGACGACGACCUCAGCCUGAGAACAACGUCUCUCCUGCUCCAAACGGCGACCGCCUUCGACAGCUUCCCUUGCCCUAGCGAGUAAGUGGGUGUAAGUGAAGAGGAGGGGGAAUUAGAUGGGGGUUUUGGUCCAGAAGACAGACAAUAACCAAACAGACCCUUCCUGUUUGUAUGAGAUCUGAGUUGGCUGCUUCAUUCGGGAGAAGUCGAAUGACAGUUUCUGCUGCAGAAAGAUAACAAUGAAACCAAAGCAAUUGUUGCGAGUAUUAUUUAAAGCUCCUGUUCUUGGCUCAGACCUUUUUGCUUCUUCCUUUUCUUCGCAGGCUCGUUUCAAUCAAGCGCCGAAUCCUCGAGUGCCGAUUUUCAGAUCAUCGAGAAAUGCUGGUCAAGUAGUUAGUAGGCUUGGCGGAGCCAACAAAUUUGAACAGACAAUCGAUCAUCUUUGCCAACAAAAGCGUUUGAAUGAUGUCCUUCGGUUGCUCGAAAGCGAGGUCCACCAAGCCUCUGCAACUUUGUAUGCGCCUAUUCUUCAGCUUUGUAUUGAGAAGAGAGCACUAGAUGAGGGCAAAAGAGUUCACACUCGCAUUAGGGAUUCGGGUUUUGUGCCGGGGAUUUUUAUUUCGAAUAAGAUCCUCCAGUUGUACUGCAAGUGUGGGAGUAUCUUCGAUGCGCAGAAAGUGUUUGAUGAAAUGCGUGAAAGGGAUGGUUGUUCAUGGAAUAUUUUGAUAUCAGGUUAUGCCCAUAAGGGUAGCUUAUCGGAUGCUCGCAAUCUGUUUGACAAAAUGCCUCAAAAAGAUAAUUUUUCCUGGACGGCUAUGAUUUCGGGUUAUGUAAACAAUAAAGAACCUGAAAAUGCAUUGGAAUUGUUCAGAUCGAUGCAGAGAGGUGCUAAAUUCGUAAACAAGUUCACUAUAUCUAGUGCUCUUGCAGCCUCUGCAGCCAUCCAGUCUCUACGACUUGGAAAGGAGAUUCAUGGGCAUAUAAUGAGGACUGGGUUGGAUUCUGAUACGGUGUUGUGGAGUGCUUUAUUAGACGUUUAUGGAAAAUGUGGGAGUGUGACUGAGGCGAGGUGUAUUUUUGAUAGAACAGUGGGUAAGGACAUUGUUUCAUGGACAGCAAUGAUGGAUCGGUAUUUUGGUGAUGGGAGGUGGGAAGAAGGUCUCUCGUUACUCUUUGAUUUCUUGAGGUCAGGAAUUAGGCCGAAUGAGUAUACAUUUGCUGGCAUUCUAAAUGCAUGUGCAAAUCGUGCUGCAGAGGCGCUUGGCAGACAGGUUCAUGGCCACAUGAUGCGGAUUGGAUUCGAUCCAUUCUCUUUUGCUGCUAGUGCACUAAUUCACAUGUACACCAAGUGUGGUAGCGUGGACUGUGCACAUAAAGUAUUUACACUGCUGCCUGAGCCUGAUUUAGUUUCUUGGACUACUUUAAUCAAUGGGUAUGCUCAGAGUGGUCAGCCUCAUGAAGCUCUGGAGUUGUUCGAUCUGUUGCUUAUAUCUGGUAAGCGGCCCGAUCACAUUACAUUUGUUGGUGUUCUAUCAGCUUGCACACAUGCUGGUUUAGUUGAUAAAGGUCUAAAAUACUUCUACUCAAUAACUGAGGAGCACGGAUUGAACCACACAGUGGAUCAUUAUGCUUGUGUGGUGGAUCUUUUGAGUCGUGCAGGCAGGUUCAAAGAAGCUGAAGAUAUGAUAAACACAAUGCCUAUGAAACCUGACAAGUUUGUGUGGGCUUCUUUACUUGGUGGGUGCCGGAUUCAUGGGAAUCAUGAACUUGCAGAGCAGGCAGGCGAAGCCUUGCUGCUAAUUGAGCCAGAGAAUGCAGCUACAUAUGUUACACUUGCGAAUAUUUAUGCUGUUGCAGGCAAGUGGAGUGAACUGGAGAAGGUUAGAAAAUUAAUGGAUGAGAGGCAAGUGGUGAAGAAGCCUGGUAUGAGCUGGAUUGAUGUGCAGAGGGAGGUCCACAGUUUUGUAGUUGGAGACCAAUCCCAUCCGAGAUCAAAGGAAAUAUUCAACUUCUUGGAGGAAGUUUCAAAGAGAAUGAAAGAAGAAGGGUAUGUUCCUCACACAACUUAUGUUCUGCACGAUGUAGAAGAAGAGCAGAAAGAGCAAAGCCUCUCUUACCACAGUGAAAAACUUGCUGUGGCAUUCGGGAUAAUCAGCACUCCAGCAGGGACUCCAAUUAAAAUUUUCAAGAAUCUGCGAACUUGCGGUGACUGUCACUCUGCCAUUAAAUUCAUUUCAAGCAUAUAUGGGAGGAAAAUAUUAGUACGCGAUUCAAGUAGAUUUCAUUGCUUUGAUUCUGGGAGGUGUUCGUGCAAUGACUAUUGGUGAUGAUGAUUCAUGAGUUCUAAAUGAAUGACUUCUUGUGGUAAAUGAACCGUUGAUUUAUUUCAAAAAAUAAAUUAGAAUUUGAUUGCAUGACUGUUUUGAGUUUGUUGUUUAUAGUUCAAAUUUGAGU
Andrographis paniculata is the source of this 2576-nucleotide messenger RNA. RefSeq names its product pentatricopeptide repeat-containing protein At4g37170. Gene Ontology annotation, molecular function: protein binding; RNA binding; zinc ion binding. Gene Ontology annotation, biological process: RNA modification. NCBI's taxonomy places the organism in Eukaryota, Viridiplantae, Streptophyta, Magnoliopsida, Lamiales, Acanthaceae. Bases 362 to 2449 code for a protein of 695 amino acids. The transcript has a single exon. The record is from RefSeq and is a predicted model, not a curated record.